AUGAGAUAUGAUGAUGGAGUUUGCAUAAAUCUUGCUCAAGCCUCGAUAAAAACGCGUGAUAUUGACUAUGCGACAGUCCGUAAUUUCUUCAUCGCCUUGUUAAUCACCACCGCUCUAGUCUUACUCUUUUUUCAUAAGAAUCGCCUUUAUAUCGCAACUACACCCCCUACAAAUUCCACUGCUUGGGUUGGAGGUCAGGAAAGAUAUCCAUUGAACAUAGUAGCGCCAGACGGUGGUGUAGAGAAUCCAGUGUUUGAAUCAAACGAGGACACUCCAAUGGACCCAGAAACAAGAGCGGAUGAAUCUCAUCGUUGA
Messenger RNA from Strongylus vulgaris, 315 nucleotides. NCBI's taxonomy places the organism in Eukaryota, Metazoa, Nematoda, Chromadorea, Rhabditida, Strongylidae. The record is from the annotation of a GenBank genome assembly.